GCAGGGCAGAACGGGAGCGGGAGCGCGCGCGUGCCAUGCCCAGCUUGGCCGUCAAUCAGAGCCAAAAGGGACAGGGACAAGUUCCUUAGCGCCACAGAACAGCAAAACAGGGCUCAAACACUGGGACUAUGUCAGUGCUGGCGCUGCAGGAAUAUGAAUUCGAGAGACAGUUCAACGAGAGAGAAGCCAUUCAAUGGAUGCAGGAAAACUGGAAAAAGUCUUUCUUGUAUUCAGCUCUGUAUGCAGCAUUUAUAUUUGGUGGUCGCCACUUGAUGAAACAGCGAGCAAAGUUUGAGUUGAGGAAACCCUUGGUGGUGUGGUCACUGAGUCUUGCCCUCUUCAGUAUUAUUGGUGCCGUACGUACUGGAGCAUAUAUGGUAUAUAUCCUGACAACCAGUGGCUUGAAGCAGUCAGUGUGUGACCAAGGCUUCUACAAUGGACCGAUCAGCAAAUUUUGGGCAUAUGCAUUUGUGUUGAGCAAGGCACCUGAGCUAGGAGACACAUUCUUCAUUAUAUUGCGGAAGCAGAAGCUCAUUUUCCUACACUGGUACCACCAUAUUACCGUACUGCUUUACUCCUGGUAUUCUUACAAAGACAUGGUGGCUGGAGGAGGGUGGUUCAUGACGAUGAACUAUGGUGUGCAUGCUGUCAUGUACUCCUAUUAUGCUGUAAGGGCAGCUGGCUUCAGAGUCUCACGGAAGUUUGCUAUGUUCAUCACCAUGACACAGAUCACCCAGAUGGUACUAGGCUGCGUUGUUAACUAUUUGGUGUAUGAGUGGAUGCAGCAGGGUCAGUGCCCAUCACACAUGCACAACAUUGUCUGGUCCUCCCUCAUGUACCUCAGCUACUUUGUCCUCUUCUGCCAGUUUUUCCAUGGGGCCUAUUUGAGCAACAGCAACAGGAAAGCACUGAAGGCCAACUAGAACUGAAUGGUUUGAGGUCACAGCUCAGGGGCAUCAGUCACAUGGCACAGUGACAUGUAUCGAGUGCUUCAAAACGGCAGCCUCUAUUCAUUAGGUUGGUUUAAUCCAUUGGAGCUAAUGGCACCUCAGUGAGAUCAUUCUAAGAAGUUUCAAAUUGUAAGAAAGGUGCUCCUUUAGGUGUGUUAAUAGGUGAUGCAAUACACAUAUGGACUUUAUCAGUUGUUGUUAAAUGUCAGUAUGGAGGUUUAGUGAUCUGAUUUUUUUGUAAAUGGAUCAACUGAGGUACAAAAACGAGCUUAAUGGUUUAAGCCAAUCAGUAUUGAAUCUGAAGGGCAGCUAGAAGAACCAAAAGCUUCAAGAAAAGAUUAAUGGUUUAAAAAAAUAUUUUUUUUAAUUAUUCAAAAAUGAAAGAUUCUGCACUGAUAAGAUUACUAGCAACUUCUUGAUCCAUGGUGUCUCUGAUAAUAAAAAGUAGAGUAAAAUACCCAUUUUUGUGAAUAUGUGGUGUUGGAGAACAUUUGCAUUUGUACCUUGUAUGGCCUUUUGAGAACUACCAAUUGAGUUAUAAUGUUAUUAUUCCUAAUAAAAAUGCAAAUUUAACUAAAGUCACAGCAUUUAUCACGUUUUAGAAGUACAUUUGCAGGAAGAAGAUGAUUUUCAGUUCUAAUUGUAUUCUUCCUCCUUUAUUUCUUUCCUGAAUAUUGAAAUGAAACUAUUUGAUAUUAGCGGCCUUGUUAGUAUGUUCAUUGAAAUUCUUGCGCCUGUUGGUGUUAACUUAUUUUAAUCUUAAAUGUAAAGUGGCAGAGAAAGAGUUUCAUGCAAAUAUAUUAAUGAAAAUACUAACAUCAUAUAGAUGAUUUCAGUGUACAUUUAUUGAUUACUUAUGGCAAGUUUAUAAAUCUGCCUCACAGACUUAUCGGUCAAGAGUAAGCCCAUACUGAGAUUCAAGGCUUUUUUUCCUUGGUUUUCAGUUUCUUUGUUUAUAUUCUAUUCUGAGGCACUUAAAAUUGUUUGAGUACAUUGUUCUUUCCCAAACUACUACUGGAUCUUUCCAGAGUGUAUUCAGUUUCACUGAAACUAAAUUGCUUACAUAGUUUACAUUUCCUUGCCACUAUUUCUGAAAUUGUCAUUUCAAGUCGUGAUGUCUAUGCCAUCUCUUUGCUAUUUCAUCUUUACUUUAGUCAGUUUAUAAACAUUUCAGAGCUGUGGGUAUUUGCAUACAACUGCAACAAUCUAAAACAGUUUGAACAGUUUUAUUAAGAAAUUUCAAAGUAAUCAAAAAAGGCUGAUGGGACCACAAACGUACGCUUAAUAAAAUUUGGGUUUUACAAAGAUCUUUAUAUAAACAAGCUGGGGAUACUUUUACAGAUAUUUUUACUUGUAUUUUUUGAUACUGUGGUCUUAUGGUUAAAUGAUUCAGUGUAAAUAAAUUCUGGGGCAGUGAAGCUUUGAAAGAGAUUAUUUAACCUUUAAUCUGCAAACUAAGACAUGAUAAUUUUCAUGAUUUUACAGUAAAAUGCUACAUACAACAACAUUUAUCAGGCAUACAAGGUUUCCAAAUUCAUAUUUUUUUUGGUAAAACAAUUGAUUCAGAGCCAAAGUAUUGUACCCUGCUGUGAAUUAUCAACUGGUGAUGCUGUAACACCUAAUAAUAAAUAUUUGUAAAAUGUU
Messenger RNA from Stegostoma tigrinum, 2594 nucleotides. RefSeq names its product ELOVL fatty acid elongase 6 (gene elovl6). Gene Ontology annotation, molecular function: fatty acid elongase activity. The record is from RefSeq and is a predicted model, not a curated record. Bases 129 to 923 code for a protein of 264 amino acids. Lineage: Eukaryota; Metazoa; Chordata; Chondrichthyes; Orectolobiformes; Stegostomatidae. Gene Ontology annotation, cellular component: endoplasmic reticulum membrane; endoplasmic reticulum. The transcript is spliced from 4 exons. Gene Ontology annotation, biological process: fatty acid elongation, monounsaturated fatty acid; fatty acid elongation, saturated fatty acid; sphingolipid biosynthetic process.